Messenger RNA from Lentinula edodes (shiitake mushroom), 2239 nucleotides. RefSeq lists its product as uncharacterized. NCBI's taxonomy places the organism in Eukaryota, Fungi, Basidiomycota, Agaricomycetes, Agaricales, Omphalotaceae. Bases 148 to 2187 code for a protein of 679 amino acids. Gene Ontology annotation, cellular component: Rpd3S complex. Gene Ontology annotation, biological process: regulation of transcription by RNA polymerase II. The record is from RefSeq and is a predicted model, not a curated record. The transcript has 10 exons.
GUAGAACAUUGUGUUGUGACAUUGAAAUAGUAAAAAAUGCCCUUUCUGAUUGACCACCAUCGAGCUUGACACUCGGUUCCCAGUGUUUCCGUUGCUUGUUUCCUUAUCUUUCUCUGACGGGGCUAUUCUGACUUUCGGCUUUUUGGAAUGGCCUCAAUGACCAGCACGAUCCCCGCCUAUCUUUUGCCAAGUGUCCCUGCAUAUCAGCCAGCCCACCUUGAGGGUGAUUCAACUUAUGCUACGGAGAUUCUCCCCGGUCCUCCCUCUCUGGCUGCUGUUCAAAAUCCUUUAGCUAAACGAGAUCCGCGAAAGGACUCUGUGAUUUAUUCCUAUUUGCCCGCUUCAGAUCCAGGUACUACUUAUUCUGGCGCAAUGCAUGGCACCUGGAUUGGACAGGAUUCCAGGAAAAGCAAGCGUGCCAAAAUGGAUAAAGGAUCCUCUGGUCGUGCUCAGCGUGCAUCAGCCAGGAAUCAGAAUGGCUCAUCUAACGCUGUGGAGCUUGUCGCUAAUCCUGAGGGCGCGAGUGGCUCACAGCCUCCUUCAGCGGACGAUUCAGAUGUAACCAUGAUUAUAGACGAUGAGCCGUCGAUAUCACAUUCUGAUUCUUCACAAAACAUCUUGGAUCAAUCACAAACAUCCCAAACCAUGAGUACCAGAGGGAAGAAGAAGGACAAGGGCAAAGGAAGGGAAGUCGAGGUACCUGUGAGGGUCAAGGAAGAGCCACAGACGGUGUCUCUGCGUUCUCCUGAGCCCCAGGUUGAUCUGCUCAACAAUAACGACCAUUGCUCUGCUUGUCGUUCACAAGGCGCACUAGUUUAUUGUGACGGUUGUCCACGAGCUUUUCACCUAUGGUGCUUGGAUCCUCCCAUGGAAUCUAUUGACGAUGGAGAUAGCAGAUGGUUCUGUCCAGCUUGCACAGGACCCAAGCACCCGCCACGCAAGCACCCUCCUGGACUCUUAGCGCCACUGAUUCAAUCUGUGGAUGUCUCAAUCCCCACUGAAUAUCAAUUACCCGAUGACAUCCGAAAUUUCUUCAAGGAUGUUGGAACAAGCGAUCGAGGAAACUAUGUCGAUAUUUCGGAGAUAAAACCUCCUCGCCUCAACCGACAUGGCCAGCUUGAGGAUCGUGAUGCCCAUCGAUUACGUGACCGUAACGGGCAGCCCGUUCUUUGUUUCCGAUGCGGAACUUCUGCUCUACCAGAAUCAAUUGCGGCUGCUCCUCCACCCAUGAAGCGUGCCCGAAAAGCAACCGUCAAAGGCGAACAAUACGAAAUGUGGAAAAAUAUCAUCUCAUGCGAUUAUUGCGACCUUCAUUGGCAUCUUGAUUGUCUCGACCCACCCCUCCCCACCAUGCCUUCGUUUUCCAAGAAAUGGAUGUGUCCUAAUCAUGCGGAGCAGAUCAUUGCUCCCAAACAUCGUAUACCGAAACAGAAUGCCACGCCUAUAGAAGUUACAAAGCCAGGACAACACAAUAAUGGCAAUAUUGAGGUUGUUGAACCACAAACUGUCAAACUUCUCAAUAUCCAACCCAAGGUCAAUGUUGAUGAAGUGCUCAUCAACGGACGCCGUUAUCGGGUCCCAGAACGCAUCAUCCUAUUGGAUUUUUGGAAUAAGAUCAGCAAGACCGGUGGCGGGCAAGAUGCGGAUUCCCGCUCAUCCUCUCCUUUGACCUCUCUAAGCUCAUUGGAAGACGAAGAGCCUACACACCCUCCCUCGCCUCCAACGGGCUCCUCACUGCAAUCAGAUUUAGAAGUCGCACAGAUGCUCUGGGACUUCAAACGAGGUCUCCAUCUUGAUCCUUCUUCUGUUUACGGGAACGGCUCGAGCUUCCGGCAGAGUGAACAGACAAUGAUUGUUGAUUCCCCUGUCUUUCUGUCGCAACCCUCAUCGAAGUUAGUGCAGACUUCGAAGUCUACUCCUACCGCGAAGCGCGCCUCAAAUAAAGCAUUGGCAGCAGAAUCUACGGCAUCCACUUCUUCAGCACCUGUCGUCGCCGACUCCAUGGUUCCACCUAUUGAAACCCUUUCUAUCAUACCUUCUACCUCAAAACGUCAGAGAGCUAAUACAAGCAAUCCAAACAACACGCAGACGGAAAAUGGUGCUCGAGGAUUACGUUCCAGAAGCAAGGCUGCGGAUAGGGUGUGUAUCCACAGGCCUGUCUCUAUCUUCUUUGAAUUUACGCUAUAAAACAGUCAAGAAGAAGUGGAGAUGAACUCGAAAAUGUCUCUGCUCCUCCGGC